AAAUCCUUAUCGACAACAUCGAAACAGACUUACCGUAAUCAGCUUACAUCGCUACACGUGUUCUUAAGGUCCUACUUAACCACAACUCCAAGAGUUUUCUGCAGCUCCAAAAAUAUUUCAUGUAUCUCAAAACUACGUAGAUUUAUAACUCAAUUGCAUAAACCGAACAAUUCGUAGAAAACUUCUAACUAUAAAACGUUCAAGUAGGGGCAGGAACGUAGGAUUAGAAAGUAAAUGGGUUUCUAGAGACUAGGGCUCAAUUCUUGUAAUUCAUCUUCGUUUGAUAAUAAUGAAUUUAUUUCGAACCGAACUAUAGCAUUACGUAAUUAGGGGAUUUAUAAAUAGUAUCUUGCAAUUCGACAAACCCCUGAAGUGGAAGUCGGAAGUGAAAAUCAACAAAAUGCAAAUGUACCAAACUCGCUCAAUUACUCCAACAAAAUACUCCGGUUCUGCAACGACAAUCCUGCCGCGAUGAUUUAGCUAUAAGUAAAAUUUCAAUUUACAACAAAAACAAAGAAUUCUUUGAGCGACAUAUGUUUUACACGCGUAACAUUUCUUUCUAAGCUAGUAGCGGCGGCAAUUAAAGCAUCCGGCGAAUACGUUGAUCGUUAUCGGUUUUCCUGGAAGAGUAUUUUUGGGAAAGUCCAAAAAGUUUUUGUUUAUAAGUUGAUACAACUCGACACCACUUUAGUUAAAUGCCAACGACAGCGAAGAGAGCAGAUAGCGAAUACUACCGUACGAGGAUACCGACAGAAUGAUGGAAACCUUCGAAGCGCAGUCCCAGUUGAAUUACGACUUUCUGCCAAAUGGAAACAACGCUCUGAACUUUAACUGUAGCUCAUCACCAGAAAAUUGCAACGGCUUUCACUUGGAUUGCAACUCUGUGCUGCCAAUACACGAAAGCCAGUGUUUGAGAGUGGGUGGAAUGAGUUAUUUAUCGAACUGGGCGACAACGAAGCCAAGACCGUGUAAGGAUUUACUACAGCAAGCUAUACGAGUUAAAAGAAUAAAAAAAGGACAAUUUAUGCCGGUCAUCGAUAAUUUUAGAAUUGUGCCGAAAAAAAGACGUAAGCCUUUACAAGGUGAAAUCCCCGAAGAUAUGCGAGUACGACGGGAAAAGAACCGUGAAGCGGCGAAGAAAUGCCGCUUAAAGAAACGAAAAGUGAUGCAAAAGUACCGAGAGAAAAUAGAGAACUACGAUCAAAAAAAUCAAGGAUUGCAAAAGGAGAUCAUUAAAUUGAAAAAGGAGAUCGCUGAACUCCAAAACCUCAUGAAAAAUCACAGUUGCAUUAAGUCAACAACACAAACUGAUUGCACUGUCGUCGUCCACCAAAAUUCCUCGUGUCUUAAAAAUACGACAACACAAUCAGAUACGGCGGCGGUCUCACUUGAUGAUGUUCUCAAUGAACUUCAGGACGACGACCGCUGGUUUGAAGAUUUACAGCAAUUCAUUGCACCUUAGAGCCGAUUAUAAAAAUCAGACUUUGUUUAUGUUACGUAUGUUUCUCUUGAUUUUAGGAGAGCGUAUAAACACAGAAAGCUAACAUACUAAAGGUCAUCUCACGUCAUUGAUUCGCCAUUCAACUAAAACCAUUCCGGAAAACACUCUCCCCCCGAUAGAGUAAAAGGGCGGACAGUAAGUUAAGAUUCUAACUGAGAAAUCAACAUCAAUCUUUGUAUCCAGACAAGAAAUACCUUGCACUCCCUAAGUGACGUAUGGUGCUUAUACAAUGACUGAAGAUGGCCAUGCACAUGUUAGCAUUCUGUUGGGAAAAUCUAUUAAUGCUCAGUUUUUAUGAGUUUGAAGUAACUUUCGUUGUAUGAAAGGUGAGAAAGUAUGUAUAUAUUAUACUCGAAUGAAAAAUUCAAAUAAAGAGACGAUUUUGGUAAAA
Molecule: messenger RNA, 1892 nt
Organism: Xenia sp. Carnegie-2017
Lineage: Eukaryota; Metazoa; Cnidaria; Anthozoa; Malacalcyonacea; Xeniidae
Exons: 4
Coding region: 755-1462 (235 amino acids)
Biological process (GO): regulation of transcription by RNA polymerase II
Molecular function (GO): DNA-binding transcription factor activity; DNA binding
Source: RefSeq, a predicted model, not a curated record